Aspergillus japonicus CBS 114.51 is the source of this 1540-nucleotide messenger RNA. RefSeq lists its product as uncharacterized. Bases 470 to 1504 code for a protein of 344 amino acids. The transcript has a single exon. The record is from RefSeq and is a predicted model, not a curated record. Lineage: Eukaryota; Fungi; Ascomycota; Eurotiomycetes; Eurotiales; Aspergillaceae.
UCCUAAUACGCUAUUGGUGAAUGCGACUCCGACGUUUAUCUAUGUCUAUUUAAUCUCCCCUCCAUCUGCCCCGCUCCCGAGGAUAAUGCAAUUUCCCCCACUCAUCAAAUCUCCUGCAUUCCCCACCGAUAGCACCGUCUGAUACCAUGUCUUUCAAUCCAGCGAGAUCACUCGGCGCGCUCGACGACGAUGACUAUGUUGCCCAAGUCCUUGCGCGCGAGGCGCGCGAUAGCUCCCUCAAGUACUCCGCACAGGGGUUGGAAGCAUAUAUGCCACGAAGGUGAGUAUCGAUGGUCGCGCGCAUACCGUUCUCUGGGGUUCAGGAGAGCAAGAACUAAAAUACGAGUCCGACAGACCUACAGGCGCUGCCCCAAAACCAAACACUAGGUUUCUCCGGCAUAUUAUCAAGGAGACGGACAGUCAUAAUGCGGCUUUGAAACGCAAGGAGGAGCGAGAGGCGCGGGAGCGGAUGCGGCAGUUGAGAAAUCCAGCGUCCGCUUCCACCCAUGAGUCAAGCCGGGAGCAUCGGCGGCGGCGCGAUUAUCCCUCAGACCACCGAGGUUCGCGGACGAAAAGCAGGGAAGAGCGCGAGGACCGACACAGCUCUCAUCGGAGGAAACACGGGAGUCGUUCGAGGUCUACGGAACGUGAUCGCACGCGCAGCGACCGGAGGAGGUACAAGGAUGAUGACGCCAAAGUCAGCCGCCAUGAUCAUUCCCGAAGAAGUCGUCGACAUCGAUCAUCCUCGCGGUCCAGGAGUCGAUCCCCACGCAUCAACCGAAACUCAAGCUCCAGAAGUGGUCGCAAAAGCUACCGUACGCGUGGUGACUCGCCGCCACGUUCCCGUUCCCGGUCCCACGAAAGGUCUGAUAAGCGCGCAAAUACAGACAGUGAGAGGAGGAUUCACCCGAAGGACUAUGAUCGUCAUAGCUCCAGAGGCCAUCGAGCGUCGCGCGAGGACCCACCACGUCGUCGCCCAUCAACAACUGGAGGCCAGCCAUCGGACAGCGAAUCGGAUCCACUAGAGGAUCUCGUUGGACCCCUACCACCGAAACAGGAUGGGUCAAAGGAGUCAGCGCCGAUUCGUUCGCGCGGUCGAGGUGCCUACAAACCCAAUAUGAGCAACAUCGACGCCCAUUUCGCACCCGAUUAUGACCCGGCCACAGACAUGCAGCUCGAAGAGGACGAUCUACAGUCCGGUAACAAGAACUCUCGCAGACACGUUGCCGGUCUCAUGACCGGUGAUGAUGACUGGGAUUAUGCUUUGGAAGCUCUCCGUGAUCGUGCUCGUUGGAAGCAGAAAGGCGAAGAGCGGCUCCGUGAAGCUGGGUUCAGCACGGAUUUUGUGGAGCGGUGGAAAAACAACACUACCUCCAAGCCUGAGGAUGACACCGAUGGUCGACUGGAAAGUGUGAAAUGGACCAAGAAAGGUGAGGGUCGGGAAUGGGACCGCGGUAAAUACGUGGAUGAAGAUGGACAUAUUGAUGUAAAAGCCUCCUGGUAACCUCUGGGACUAAUAGAGAAUCGUCUUGGAAUUUCC